CCCCCCUCACAAAUUCAUUGACGACGAAGUUAAACGCUCUUCAAUACGUGUGUACAUCUCUACAAAACUCUUUAAAAAAAACACUCACACACAUUAUUAAAUUCAAGAAUCUGAGUGAUUAAGCGACUGACUCAGUGAACACACACACACAGAUGGCAGAUGAAGAUAAUUCACCUGAGUUCACAUUGGAUGAGAUGAUCGAAAUGGAGAGCUUACUAAACGAAAUCGGAGAGAAAACGACCGGAGAUGAGUUCUGUCGGGAGCUUUCCAUUAAAUUUAAUGGCUGCAUUAACCGUGCUGAAAAACCGCGUAUAGAUUGGGAACAGUUGCAGAGAUGGUUCCGCGGUAAACUAACAAACGCAGCAGUUGUAGUCGUUCGGUUUAAGCCCAACAAAGGAAGUGUUGGUUCAAAGACUGCUGUAUUGAGAAAGAGGAGUAAAGUGCCAACAAUCCCUGCUAGUGAAGCAGCUGUUGAGCUCCAAACCUUGAUUUUCGAAGCUAGAUCAGCUAAGGAUUCUGCUUGGUUUGAUGUGGCUUCCUUCCUGAGCUUCAGAGUCACGUACUCGGGCGAUCUGUUUGUUCGUGUGAGAUUUGCUGGCUUCGGAAAAGAGGAAGACGAAUGGGUGAGCGUUAGCAAGGCAGUACGCGAACGCUCAAUCCCUUUGGAACAUUCCGAAUGCGACAAAGUCAGUGUUGGAGAUCUCGUUCUCUGCUUCCGGGAAGCCGAGGAUCAUGCGCUCUACUGUGACGCACGCGUUGUGGAAGUCAAGAGGAUGGUUCACGACAGCAGCCAAUGCUCGUGCAUUUUCACAGUCCGUUGGGAUGAUGAUGGUCUUGAGGGGAAGGUUCCGGCGGAGAAACUGUGUUACAGGCCAAGGACACGGGCGGCUAAAGAUGGCGAGGAUCGGAAGCUGGUGCCAUUGCAGCUCAGCGUGGCUCAGGGCUUGCUGCAGCUGUUAUGAGCCGUCAUGCGGUCGGGUUUCCGACAGUAUAUUUUGAUGAAAUGAAGGUUUUUAGA
Molecule: messenger RNA, 1018 nt
Organism: Salvia splendens (bonfire salvia)
Lineage: Eukaryota; Viridiplantae; Streptophyta; Magnoliopsida; Lamiales; Lamiaceae
Product: protein SAWADEE HOMEODOMAIN HOMOLOG 1
Exons: 9
Coding region: 153-962 (269 amino acids)
Molecular function (GO): chromatin binding
Source: RefSeq, a predicted model, not a curated record